AUGCUGGGUGGAGCCAGGCUAGCUGCUGCACAGGCUAGCUGGGUGGUUGGGUGACUGGGUGGCUAAGGGACUCUCAACACUUCUGGAGAAGCAAAGAGACUGACAUGGAGCAUGGAAAGGGUCUGGUUGGCCUCUUCCUGGUGAUCUCUCUUCUUCAAGGCACUGUGGCCAAGACAAAUCAAGCAAAUCAUUUGAUAAAAGUGGACGACAACCGAGGAGAUGGCUCUGUCCUUCUGACUUGUGGCUUGAAUGACAAGUCUAUCAUGUGGCUGAAAGACGGGAGCAGAAUAAGUCCCCCAAAUGUAACUAAAAACACGUGGAAUCUGGGAAACAAAGCCAAAGACCCUCGAGGCACGUAUCAGUGCCAAGGAGCAAAGAAGACAUCAGAGCCCCUGCAAGUGUAUUACAGAAUGUGUGAGAACUGCGUUCAGCUAAAUAUAGGCACCAUAUUCGGCUUUUUCUUCGCUGAAAUCAUCAGUGUUUUCUUCCUUGCUGUUGGUGUAUACUUCAUUGCUGGGCAGGAUGGAGUUCGCCAGUCAAGAGCUUCAGACAAGCAGACUCUGUUGCAAAAUGAACAGCUCUACCAGCCCCUCAAGGACCGGGAAUACGACCAGUACAGCCAUCUCCAAGGAAACCAACUGAGGAAGAAGUGAACUCAGCAGGACUUGGAGUGUUCCCCCUUCUAUCCAGCACCCAGAAUCAAAGCAAUGCAUUUUGGAGAGAGCCCAGUAGAAAGAUUGUCAACCCUAUGGUUAGACUUAACAUCCACAGAGAUGGCAAGCAGAGAGGAAGAACUGUCAGAGAAACUUUGGUCUUUUUUUUUUUUUUUUUUUUUUUUUCAAAUUAAAAUGAAAGCUUGGGAAAGCCA
This is a messenger RNA of Arvicanthis niloticus (Nile rat), 868 nucleotides long. Lineage: Eukaryota; Metazoa; Chordata; Mammalia; Rodentia; Muridae. The record is from RefSeq and is a predicted model, not a curated record.